Molecule: messenger RNA, 1910 nt
Organism: Hypoxylon fragiforme
Lineage: Eukaryota; Fungi; Ascomycota; Sordariomycetes; Xylariales; Hypoxylaceae
Product: Septin-type guanine nucleotide-binding (G) domain-containing protein
Exons: 3
Coding region: 367-1371 (334 amino acids)
Biological process (GO): cytoskeleton-dependent cytokinesis
Cellular component (GO): septin ring; septin complex; microtubule cytoskeleton
Molecular function (GO): GTPase activity; GTP binding; molecular adaptor activity
Source: RefSeq, a predicted model, not a curated record
UAUGCACAGACACUUCAUUGACCUAUCAGAUGCCCUAAAACGGCUUUCCCCCUUUCUCGCAAGUCCCCAAGCCCAACCUGGACCUUCUUCAAGGAAAUUAUUUGUUUGGCAAGGAAAUCGCAGAAAAGCAAGCAAUCAAGAGAGGAUCCAUUUCCCUUCACGUCCAAAAAAUUACACCAAAACUUCAACCCUUCUCUUCUUUCAUCAUCAUCAACUUCAAUUUUCUGCCUUGUCACAGAGCCUCAUCGUCAACUCUACCCCGACAUUCGUUUUUUUCGUUCCUCUAAUUGCCAAUUAGGCUAUUUCUUGGAAUAGGAGUUUGACUUUUUAUUCAUUCAUUGAUCUGUCAAGUAAUUGUCAGGAGAAAUGGCGGCGCAAACCAUCUACCCUACCACCCACGUCGGUUUCGACAGCAUUACCUCUCAGAUUGAGCGCAAGCUCUUGAAGAGAGGAUUCCAGUUCAACGUCAUUUGCGUUGGCCAGACUGGUUUGGGAAAAUCGACUUUGAUCAACACCAUCUUCGCUUCUCAUUUGAUCGAUUCCAAGGGUAGAUUGGUACCUGAUGAGCAGAUCCGCUCUACCACCGAGAUCCACCCUGUCUCGCAUCUCGUCGAGGAGAAUGGCGUCCGCCUGAAGUUGAACAUUGUCGACACCCCGGGCUAUGGUGACCUAGUCAACAACGACCGCUGCUGGGACCCCAUCGUCAAGUACAUCAAGGAUCAGCACUCCGCGUACCUACGAAAGGAACUUACAGCGCAGCGAGAACGUUACAUCCCGGACACUCGUAUCCACUGCUGCUUGUUCUUCAUCCAGCCUUCCGGACACUCGCUUAAGCCGAUUGACAUUGUGGUCCUGAAGAAGCUCUCGGAUGUCGUUAACGUUGUGCCGGUUAUUGCCAAGGCUGACUCUCUUACUCUAGAGGAGAGAGAAGCUUUCAAGGCGCGCAUUAAGGAGGAGUUUGCUUUCCACAACCUCAAGAUGUACCCCUAUGACAAUGAUGAGUUGGACGAGGAGGAGCGCUCGAUUAACACUCAGAUCAAGAGCCUUGUUCCCUUUGCUGUCGUUGGUUCUGAGAAGUCUAUCAUUGUAAAUGGCAAGCAGGUCCGUGGACGUCAAAACCGAUGGGGUGUCAUCAACGUUGAGGAUGAGAACCACUGCGAAUUCGUUUACUUGCGAAACUUCUUGCUCCGAACGCACCUCCAGGAUCUCAUCGAGACCACUUCGCAGAUCCAUUACGAGACCUUCCGUGCCAAGCAAUUGUUGGCGCUCAAGGAGAGCAGCGCACAAGGCCACGGAAGCAGACCGAUCAGUCCCGCCGCAGACCGCGAAAUGAGCCGGAGCUCUCAACGCAUGACCAUGAAUGGCUACUAAGGCCUCAUUUUUUCUAUGUAUGCUUUCUACGAGGCGUUCCCCUGGUUCACAGGCUUUCUCGUCCUGGCGAGAGAUCUCUAAUUUAUCCCCUUACGACUAUUAAAACGAGCCGCUCUCCGAUGAUUGGGGAACGACAUGGGAGAGGCGACUUGUUUUAAAAACAAAAACCACCUGCCAUGAGCCCAAAGUUGCUCUUGGGUGGGAUACCAGAAAUUGUAUCCGCAUGGAAGAACACUCCAGGGUCCGUGAGCCGUGAGGAAGCGUGCUUGAAGCUGAGUUCAGCAGCUAUAUUGACCUGCUUGGGUUGUUGAGGCCUUGUUAUGUGUGUUUGUUGGCCGAGCAAGCAGUAUUACCAUCUACACCAGUCUGGCGACUUGACGUUCUUAUUAUUUCCUUUUAGUAUUCCCCCCUGAAGCUUUCUUCAUUUUCAUCUACAGUUGUUAAGAUUAAUCACCGUGGUCAAGCCUCUACUGUACUCUAAUAAGGAGUCCGCUCUGAUACCUGAUGGAAUAAAUACGAGACUUAUGCCCAAAAAAAAU